GGUAAUUGGUCUGCCGGUCGGGCGCACAGCGCUCUUUGCAUUGCUGGCCGUGCAGCGAAGCAGGUGAAGGAGGCCAGCAAAUUGCAGCAGUUUGCCAAUUCCGUGGAGCAAGAUGUGUGCCGCAUCACGUUUAGCUUGCUGGCCCACGGGAAGAACUCAGCAGCGCAGAACUACUCUCAUUUUCAGACCGCGGAUGGCGACAUUGCAGGAUACCAGGGGUACCAGCGCGUUGAUUCGAACCUGCAGCGGAUGAAAGAACUUGGUGUAGUAUCUCAUUUUGUCGCCCAGAGGGACAAACUGGUCAGUUGGCUUGCAGGGGCUGGCGCAGGGCAAGGACUUCGUCAUGCUGUAGUUGUGCGGGUAUUUGACGAUACAAAUGUGUGGGUGGCUCCAUCUCACAGGGCCUUGCCCAACGUUCAAGCUGAGGCAGAAGCUGCCGGAGAGCAUCCAGCAGAAGAGGCACUUCCUGAGAAUCGUGGCAAGAAGACUGCGGGCAAGCAGGGGAAGCGCAAAGUCAGUCCGCUGUUGGGGAUUAUUCAGAAGAUAUUCGUGAGAGGUGAUGCGCUCGCAAGAGCGUGGGCAACGAUUCCCCUGAAAGUCUUGGUGUCGUGUAGCUUGGUUGGACUCGUGCGGAUGGCCCACGUCUCCCAGAGCACAUUGUUUCGCCAGCGUCUUCAUGCUGGCAUCAAGCUGUUGGUGCAGCAAGCCGAGCGACAUGAGGUUGCAAGUCUGCCGGACACAAUCGUAGCAGGCAUCAAUGAUAAUCGGAAGAAGCUGAGCAUCUGCGCAUCGGAUCUCACUGAAAAGCAGCAGGACCUUGUGCUUUGCAUGCUGAACCAUCGAUGGAGUGAGCCUCUCGUUGAUGGCAAGUUGCAGCACUGGUGUGCUCCGGGCUGCUGUGCCAGCGUGCCAGAGAUGCGCGCAAGGCUGGAGGAAGCAUUGAUGGCAUCUCUGGGGAAUGGCUUUGAGGUUCCACUUCUCUACAGGUGGAAACACUUUGAACCGGCGGUUGACUAUGCUCUGCGUAAUACAGCAAUGCACGGCCUGCUUGCGCACAUUUGGCCUCAGUGCAUGAACAGCAAGCAAGACGACGUAUUGCUUGAGCAGGUCCUUGAUGAUGAUGCACCAGACUUAGACCCAAGCGUCAGACAACAGGUACGAUUGUCUCGAGUUUAUAGAUUGCUCUGUCAGCCAGAUACUUUGUCUAAGCUGGCACAGUGUGUUCUACUGACACGCCCACUGUCUGCUUUUAUGGAUCGCGCAAGUCUGGUGGACACGGUGCGUCAUAGGUUUUACUUGCGUGUGCGAGGGUUGAACCCUCCCAGCAAGUGCCCAUAUGGGGAGGACGACCUUCGUUCCAUGAAUCUGGGUUUGCUCAGUGGCGAGCGUGGCCUUGAAGUCGUGCAGCAGUACUACCACUUGCUGCUUUCAGAGCCAGAGUCAGCUGAUUGGUUUCCAGAGUUUGAUCUCCCCUACACAAGGUGCAUUCUUCUGAUCUUCACCACAAUGUGUGAUUCGUGGCGUCGCCUUGUCUUGCCCUACCAGUCCAUCACAUCGGCCUGCCUACGCAUUGCUUCCAUGAGUACUCAGGAAGGCCUCGAAUUCUUGUGGCGUGAACAGCAGAAGUUGGGCGCAUGCACCCUUUGCAAGGACCAGCACUUUGCUCAGGUGUUGAUGAAAGAAGUGUUUGCACCGGGAUUGACGACUGAUGACAGGGAGGCUCGGUAUGCCAGCGUACAGAGCAUGAUCCGGGAUCUUUUGUUGCACGUCCCAGCAUCGUCUGUAGAAGUCGAGAAGCAGCACGCCGGCGUGCAAAUCGAAAGUGACACUCGGCGUGCUGGAGCCAAGCGACCCACGAACUUGCAACGUGACAGCUACAUUCUUUCGACGAUGCAGGAUCACGCAGCGACCCUACAGGCAGUUGAAGCUGAGUCCUUCGGGGCCGGCAAGCGCAAGGUCAAUCUGCUCUUGCGGCAUGCGCGCCUGUUGGACACAACCGCUCCUGCAGCAGGUCGGUUCGAUGUGGACAAGUUCAGCAAGGACCGGCCAAGACACGGAAGGGCCGAGUAUCGCAGUCACCGCAUUGGGAAAGAUGGAGCCAACUCAAUUCACAAAGAAAUUGCCAAGCGAUGGAGAGAACUCAGUCCGAGGGGUAAGGCGAGAUUCAAGGUCCGUGCCGAAGAGAUGCAGGCACAGCGUGAGCAGCUAAUGAAAGAGCCGCUCAGCCGAAAAAAGCCUGAUUCGUUAGAGUUGACACAAGCACAAGUGCAACGCUUGGGAAACCAACGGCUGGACACCACCUUGCAGCAGGUGUCGGAUCAUGAGGUGUGGAGCAAGGGCUUGGGCCUUUGGGACCAUGUGUCUGCCUUACGCAAGGAGCAUGUUCUGCCCCUGGCCGAUGAUGCGACGGCCAGGUUUCAGGGUAUGUUCUCUUAUGAUGGGAUUGUGACUCCUAAUGCUGCAAUUCCCUCCUACGAGCAUCCGUGCGUUUGCAGCGGCGGUGGUGUGUGUCGCCGGCACGACUUGUACGAGCAUGUUGCCAGUCUCAUAUCCCAGUUUGACAGCACCCUGGUGCAGCACAAGCUUGCCGUUUCCGAGCCCCUGUUGCUGUGCAUCGCACCAGAAGCUGCGUCGAGUGACAUCGAGGUCAACAUCUAUGCGUCUCGGCAGCUGACGUUCGGACAUGAGGGGGGCAACUUUCUGGUUCACUUACCACGAGAUGUCUCAUAUCGUGCUGCAAUUGGCAGAGAGCGCCGUGUGCGCCGCCAAGCACCAGCAGAGCGUCGCAGAAAGGGCAGACUUCCGUUCGGAUUGGAUGCGAUGGUGGCAGAGAUGCAUCCCCCUGCUGUGCGGGCAACCCCUGCUGCUGCAAGGCCGCUGAGCGAGAGCUGCAUGCUGCCAUGCAAGCAGCAGAUGUGCGAGCAAGCGACGUUCCUUUACCCCCGAGUGUGGGGCCUGCACAUGGAGGCUCCCAGCGUUCAAAGGGCGGGCUCGACGCAGAUGCAAGAGAAGUCUGCCAGAAUGCUAUGGACAUUCUCCAGCCAACUGCAGGGCUUUCUUAGCUGUGCAACACUCCACUGGACUUCGUCUUGCGUGGGUGGCUUCCCGCAGCUGAUGGUCGAGGUCCUGCCGAGCUGCGAUUUCGGUGUUCCACAACUGCGAACUCGCUUGUACAUUUUGAUGCUCAGAACCACUGGUGAUGCUUCCGACGACAUCUCUGGAGAUGACCAUGCUGGUGCACUCAUCGACCUCUUUGCGCAGUCGGUGCGAGGCAGCGAGGCGACCUGGGAACCUGGCUGCAGUGGUUUUACGGUCUGGGAUGCUAUGGCGUACGUGGACAGUUCCCAUCAUGACUGGGGGACAGAUGAUGAGCAGGCAGGGUGA
Molecule: messenger RNA, 3384 nt
Organism: Symbiodinium sp. CCMP2456
Lineage: Eukaryota; Dinophyceae; Suessiales; Symbiodiniaceae
Source: the annotation of a GenBank genome assembly